Messenger RNA from Diuraphis noxia (Russian wheat aphid), 951 nucleotides. It is a transcript of the gene Pdfr, whose product is annotated as Pigment-dispersing factor receptor. Gene Ontology annotation, biological process: adenylate cyclase-modulating G protein-coupled receptor signaling pathway; cell surface receptor signaling pathway. The record is from RefSeq and is a predicted model, not a curated record. Gene Ontology annotation, cellular component: plasma membrane. Gene Ontology annotation, molecular function: G protein-coupled peptide receptor activity. Lineage: Eukaryota; Metazoa; Arthropoda; Insecta; Hemiptera; Aphididae.
AGGUUUAUUGGAACAGAGGUUCAAGAUACAUAUGAAUUUAUUUGUUGCUUUAUCAUUACAAAUGUUCAUUAAAUUAAUUUUAAAUAUUGAUAAACUGGACUUAUUUAAAACUAAAAAAUACCGUUCAAAUGUAACUUGUCUUGUGGACUGUAACAACCAAAUACGUUUAGUAAAAGAUGAAGACAAUUGGUUUUUUGGAAUUAUGUACACGCCAAUAAUUUGUGAGGGUAUUCUAGUCAUAUUGGAGUGGUCUAAAACUGCUAGUUUUAUGUGGAUGUACAACGAAGGAGUAUAUCUGUAUAGAAUAAUAAAAUCCAGAGUUUUAAGAAUAAACUCAAUAAAUUUUCGAAUGUAUCUAUUUGGUUGGGGUGUACCAGCUUUGAUGACAUCUGUAUGGUUGUUGGUAACAAUGGUUUACUACAAAAAGUCAUCUAGUGUCUGUUGGUGGGGCUACAGCUUGUUACCAUUUUUUUGGAUUCUUGAAGGACCCCGCUUGAUCAUUAUCGUAGUAAAUUUCAUAAUAUUAAUUAUUGUAUUGAGAGAGUUGUUGAAGAAAAUUAAAUCAAAAUUAUCACCGUCAAACGAGUUGGAUAUCAUAAGAAAAGUAUCCAAAGCAGCCAUAGCUCUUGUCCCUUUACUUGGGAUUACAAACUUUAUAUUAGUUAUAUUACCUGAACCGCAUUCAAAAAGUCCUGAAUUAUUUGCUUUCUGGUCAUAUUCCGCACAUAUAUUACACUCGUUCCAGGGCUUAAUGGUGUCGAUAUUAUAUUGUUUUAUGAAUAAAGAAAUUAAAAAGUCGUUUGAUAAACGAAUGAUGCUUCAAAAAUCACGACGAAAUUUUGAGAUGGAAAUGACAUAAUUUAUUUAAAACUUAGACUAUCAUAAUAUUUUUUAUAAAUAUAAUUCAAUUUUUUUAUGAAUAAUACUAUGUGUCUACAUUAUAUAUUUGGU